AUGGUCUUAGAGCUUUCAUUUUUGGAGGAUUCAGUUUUGAGCAGAACUGGGUGCAGUUUUAUUACUUUACACAACAAGAUUUUGUGUCAGGAAAUGGAUUUCGAAUCCCUAGGCAUCGAAGAUUUCAUUGAAAAUGACUCCCGAAUUUUUUGGUUGUAUGAUUCUCGGGUGGUCGUCGGAUUAGAUGUCUAUCCUUGGCAACAAGUAGAUAACGUGAAGGACGGAAAUAUCGUCACCCUUGAUCUUUCCAACCGUUGUAUUACAUCUUGUAGCCCUCUAGUCGAGACAUGUCAGCAAUGGCGAAACGCUACUUCUGCAGUCAUGAGGGGGAGUACCAUAAAUUCAGAGAGUUGGCCUUUUGCAGUCUUGGACAUUCUUUGCUGGUUUUGUCCGUUUCUUCGCCAGAUCGACAUAACAGGAUGUACAGGCUUCUCAAAGAGUUAUCUCACGAGUAAGAGUUGCCAACGCAGAAUUGAAAUAAUUGAUUAUUUGGAUCCUUCGUUUAUGGCCAGAUGUCCAGAUAGUGGCGAAGCGAUUAGAGAAAUGUUGGCGGAAAGAGCAAUUUCACCAUGCACAAGUUGUGAAGGUUGGUCCCUUUUGCACAGUGCUAUAUUUCUUGGCGACACGCAGCUGGUAAAACAGUUGCUUCAAUGUAUUCGCUAUGAGAAUAACAACACAGAGGAUGACUUAUUACUCCAAACGGCGCUAGAGUUAGCAACUUCUCUGCAUAAUCUGGAGAUAAUAAUGUUGUUAAGAAGUAUAAAUGUCGUUUACGAGGAUCCUUCCAUGCUAGUUCAACAUUGCUUUCUGAACCGACUUUGCUUUGAAAAUUUUGACCAUCCUGUGAUAAAAGCCGUGGUUUCUAGUGAAACAGCACUGCAGGGGGCGAAAAACGUACACGACUCGCAGCAAUGUAAUGUGUCUUCCGUACUGCUUGCAUUGUGUGAAGACGGUAGUGUGAACUUUAAAAGAAAAGUUUUUGAAGAAAUUCUUCGAAAAGUACACUCCUGCCUUAAGACAGAUUGUUGUUUGCUAUUUUCUUGCGUGGAUGAGAAAGCAAUUCGAGAAUUUUUGCAAAUUUUGAUGGAAGAAUCCGAGGGCUUUAGUAAUAUAAGAAUUGACGACUUUCCCUGCCUCAUGUACUCAUUGCCAAGUCUUUAUUUGAUUGAGCUUUUACUCAGUGAGGGAGCAAACAUUGACGACAGAGACAAUUUAGGGUGUACCGCUCUUUUUCACGCUGUGGAAAAGGCGUCAGUCACCCUCACGCCUCAUUGUUUUUUAUCAAGUUUUUGCUCGACAAGCAGGCAAAUCCACAUGUGA
Porites evermanni is the source of this 1320-nucleotide messenger RNA. NCBI's taxonomy places the organism in Eukaryota, Metazoa, Cnidaria, Anthozoa, Scleractinia, Poritidae. The record is from the annotation of a GenBank genome assembly.